Hipposideros armiger (great roundleaf bat) is the source of this 3513-nucleotide messenger RNA. It is a transcript of the gene ENPP2, whose product is annotated as ectonucleotide pyrophosphatase/phosphodiesterase 2. Lineage: Eukaryota; Metazoa; Chordata; Mammalia; Chiroptera; Hipposideridae. Gene Ontology annotation, biological process: immune response; estrous cycle; phosphatidylcholine catabolic process. Gene Ontology annotation, molecular function: phosphatidylcholine lysophospholipase A1 activity; polysaccharide binding; nucleic acid binding. The transcript is spliced from 26 exons. The record is from RefSeq and is a predicted model, not a curated record. The coding region runs from base 429 to 3083 and encodes 884 amino acids.
AACUGCUGCAGCACAAUCCUUUCGGAAAGGAUCAGAAUCCUGCAGAAUGAAGGAGAAAUGGCAACUCAAACCUCCCAGAGGCUCCCCUGGAAAGAUUACGAGAUGAAAAAUUAACUUGGCACUGUUGGGGGUGGGAACGCGCGGGCCGCUGCCCUGGAUGUCCCGUCUUCAGCCUCUGGGACACUUUCCUUCCCCAAAGCCAUUUUAGUCAAAGGUCAUGUGUGAGACUUGUCAAAGGCCAGCUUCCAAUGGAAUCAUUGUCCCCCGGGACAGCGGCCCCCUGACUACAUCUGCAUUGGAGAAAUCCCAAAAGCAAACGGCCCAGUGCAAACAAGAGCUACUCGGGGCAGAGCUCACAGGUCCCGCCGGCCCGCAGCAGAGGCCGCGUCCGCAGCGCCGGGGCCUGAAGCCACCCAGACGCCCGCAGCAUGACCCGCCACGCCGAUCGGGUAAUAUCCCUGUUCACUUUUGCUAUUGGAGCCAAUAUCUGCUUAGGAUUCACAGCGAAUCGAGUUAAGAGGGCAGAAGGAUGGGAUGAAGGCCCGCCGACAGUGUUAUCAGACUCCCCUUGGACAAACACCUCUGGAUCUUGUAGGGGCAGAUGCUUUGAACUUCAAGAGGUUGGACCCCCAGAUUGUCGGUGUGACAACCUGUGUAAGAGCUAUAGCAGUUGCUGCCAUGACUUUGACGAGCUUUGUUUGAAGACAGCUGGCGGCUGGGAAUGUACGAAGGACAGAUGCGGAGAAGUAAGAAAUGAAGACAAUGCUUGUCACUGCUCCGAGGACUGCUUGGCCAGGGGAGACUGCUGUACUAAUUACCAAGUGGUUUGCAAAGGCGAGUCACACUGGGUAGAUGAUGACUGUGAGGAAAUAAAGACGCCAGAAUGCCCUGCAGGGUUUGUUCGCCCUCCAUUAAUCAUCUUCUCUGUGGAUGGUUUCCGCGCAUCGUACAUGAAGAAAGGCAGCAAGGUCAUGCCUAACAUUGAAAAACUAAGGUCUUGUGGCACACACUCACCCUACAUGAGGCCCGUGUACCCAACAAAAACUUUCCCCAACUUAUACACUUUGGCCACUGGGCUGUAUCCAGAAUCACAUGGAAUUGUUGGCAAUUCAAUGUAUGAUCCUGUAUUUGAUGCCACUUUCCAUCUUCGAGGGCGAGAGAAAUUUAAUCAUAGAUGGUGGGGAGGUCAGCCGCUAUGGAUUACAGCCACCAAGCAAGGGGUGAAAGCUGGGACAUUCUUCUGGUCUGUGGUCAUCCCUCACGAGCGGAGAAUAUUGACCAUACUACAGUGGCUCACCCUGCCAGACAAUGAAAGGCCUUCGGUCUAUGCCUUCUAUUCCGAGCAACCUGAUUUCUCUGGACACAAAUAUGGGCCUUUUGGCCCUGAGAUGACAAAUCCUCUGAGGGAAAUUGACAAAACAGUGGGUCAAUUAAUGGAUGGACUGAAACAACUAAAGCUGCAUCGCUGUGUAAAUGUCAUCUUUGUCGGAGACCAUGGAAUGGAAGAUGUCACAUGUGAUAGAACUGAGUUCUUAAGCAAUUACCUGACUAAUGUGGAUGACAUUACUUUAGUGCCUGGAACUCUAGGAAGAAUUCGACCCAAAUUUAGCAAUAAUGCUAAAUAUGACCCUAAAGCCAUUAUUGCUAACCUCACGUGUAAAAAACCAGAUCAGCACUUUAAGCCUUACAUGAAGCAGCACCUUCCCAAACGUUUGCACUAUGCCAACAACAGAAGAAUUGAGGACAUCCAUUUACUGGUGGAACGCAGAUGGCAUGUGGCAAGGAAACCUUUGGAUGUUUAUAAGAAACCAUCAGGAAAGUGCUUUUUCCAAGGAGACCACGGGUUUGAUAACAAGGUCAACAGCAUGCAGACUGUUUUUGUAGGUUAUGGCCCAACAUUUAAGUACAAGACUAAAGUGCCUCCCUUUGAAAACAUUGAACUGUAUAAUGUUAUGUGUGAUCUCCUGGGAUUGAAGCCAGCUCCCAAUAAUGGGACCCACGGAAGUCUGAACCAUCUCCUGCGUGCCAACACCUUCAGGCCAACCAUGCCAGAGGAAGUCACCAGACCCAGUUAUCCAGGGAUUAUGUACCUUCAGUCUGAUUUUGACCUGGGCUGCACCUGUGAUGAUAAGGUAGAGCCAAAGAACAAAUUGGAUGAACUCAACAAACGUCUUCAUAUAAAAGGCUCCACAGAAGCUGAAACCAGGAAAUUCAGAGGCAACAAAAAUGAAAACAAGGAAAACGUUAAUGGAAAUGUUGAACCUAGAAAAGAGAGACACCUUCUCUAUGGACGGCCUGCAGUGCUUUAUCGGACAAGAUAUGAUAUCUUAUAUCAUACUGACUUUGAAAGUGGUUAUAGUGAAAUCUUCCUAAUGUCACUCUGGACAUCAUACACUGUUUCCAAACAGGCGGAGGUCUCUGGCAUCCCUGAGCACUUGACCAAUUGCGUGCGGCCUGAUGUCCGUGUUUCUCCGAGUUUCAGUCAGAGCUGUUUGGCCUACAAAAAUGAUAAACAGAUGUCCUAUGGAUUCCUCUUCCCCCCUUAUCUGAGCUCUUCACCAGAAGCUAAAUAUGAUGCAUUCCUUGUAACCAACAUGGUGCCAAUGUAUCCUGCUUUCAAACGAAUCUGGAAUUAUUUCCAAAGGGUAUUGGUGAAGAAAUAUGCUUCAGAAAGGAAUGGAGUUAAUGUGAUAAGUGGACCAAUUUUUGACUAUGAUUACGAUGGUUUACAUGACACACAGGAGAAAAUCAAACAGUACGUGGAAGGCAGUUCCAUUCCCAUUCCGACCCACUACUUUAGCAUCAUCACCAGCUGCCUGGAUUUCACUCAGCCUGCGGACAAGUGUGAUGGCCCCCUGUCCGUCUCCUCAUUCAUCCUGCCUCACAGACCUGACAAUGAGGAGAGCUGCAAUAACUCCGAGGAUGAGUCAAAAUGGGUAGAAGAUCUCAUUAAGAUGCACACAGCCCGGGUGCGGGACAUUGAGCAUCUCACUAGCCUGGAUUUCUUCCGAAAGACCAGCCGCAGCUAUUCAGAAAUUCUGACACUAAAGACAUACCUGCAUACGUAUGAGAGUGAGAUUUAACUUUCUGAUCACCUGCAGUGCAGUCUUAUCAACUGGUGUAUAUUUUUAUAUUGUUUUUGUAUUUAUUAAUUUGAAACCAGGUCAUUAAAAAAAAUGUUAGUAUUUUAAUCCUGUACCAAAUCUGACAUAUUACGCCUGAGUGACUCCGCUGUUUUUCUCUAAUGCUUGAUUUAGGUAGUCUCGUGUUCUGCGUAGAGCUUGUAAUAAAUACUGCAGCUUGCAUUUGUAGUGGGAGCUUCUAAAGGGUCCUGCCAAUUUGAUAUUUGCAUUGAGGAGAUAUUAAUUUUCCAGUGCACAGUUGCCACAGUUAGUCCUGUACUGUAUUGGAAUACUAAUUUUGUAAAGUUGCAUUCAUUUACUGUUAAUUAUGCCAGACAUAUUUAAGCCUUAUAGACCAAUCUUAAAUAUAAUAAAUCACACAUUCAGUUUU